AUGCCAGCACUUUCAGAUGUCAUUUUGGAUGAAACUACAUACUAUUCUACACUGGGACUCUCGAGCAAUGCUAAUGAGGCGGAAAUACACAAAUCCUACAUGAUGCUGGCUCGUCAGUUGCAUCCCGACAAGUCUAAAUCUGAAGCCAGUGCUGAACAGUUUAAACUAAUCAGUCAUGCCCACUCGGUGCUAAUGGAUGAGGCUAAAAGACUCAAAUAUGAUGAGAGCUUAUUCUCGAAGGGAUUGCACAAUUACUCACCGAGGGAGAAUUGCCACAGAUGUAUUCCCACAGACAGGAAAAGCGCUACAUCCUCCGGCAAACAUAAAUCAAAAACAGCACAAGAAAGCGCUGGAAAGUACCAUCGACCCUAUGAGCAACAGCCCUAUGGAUUUGGUACGGAAGGAACUAAGACAUCUCAUACUCAUCCUAAAGUACCGAUCUUUCAGUCUUUCAAUCUGAAAAACUAUCAAAGAAGCCAAAGAUCACCUCAACCCAAAGAGCACGAGGUUCCCAAGCGUUUUGAUACACCCAACAUCUUUUCUCAGGAAGCCAGAGAUAUGAAAGAUAGAAAAUCAAAGGACUAUAACAAAUCUACAGAAGAUGAAAGCAACGCCACACGAAGGAAUGGCGAACAAGAUGAUAAAAAUGGCCAUCCAACUGAGACUGAAGUGCAUGAGGGAGAAGAGCCAUUCAGAGCAAAGAUACACAAAGGAAAUAUAUCAGAUCCAUUCGAUGCCUCACCAAAAUCUCCAUUCGAAAACAAUCGAGACCGCCAUUACGCCAGAAAGAAGCACGAGGCAAGGCUACAAGGUAAGCGUUCGGUAUCACCUGUCAAAGUUACUCCUACUUCGAAUAGUCCCGAUUUGUCAGAUACAUGGGAUGGAUUGAAAGAUCUGCUAAACAAGUUUGAGAACAAGAAGAGCAAAGCAGCAGAAAGCAUGAAUAACCAGACAAAGAAAGAAGUCGAAACAGAUUCGCAUAAACACAAUGGUACUUCGGGCAAAGUACGAAAAGCUAAUGGGCAAAGUCUUCAUUUGGAUGACCUAGGCAAUUCACUACCGUUGAAUGACAAGUCCUUCGAUAUGCAGGGAGUUAGCGACAUCUUAGACGAUGUUCCACUAAUAAAGCGGGCAAAGAAGGAUAACGGCAGAGAAAUCUCACCAGAAAUUGAAAUGAUAUCUCCUGCGAAACAAUAUCAUCAACAACCACACACACGGCAUCCCGUUUAUCUCCCUCAACCGACUGAAACUCUGCAUAUGCCUGUCAAUCAACCCUUACCAAAGCUCUAUAGGUCAGACGUUAUUGCACUGGAUCAGUACAAGGUCAAUUCUCAAGUAAUGGAUUGGGAAGUGCCGCCAAUGCCAAAUUUCCAAUGUAACUUCCUCAACAAAUCAGAGGUGGCUCAUUGCAAACAAUUGGUUAUGGAAUUUAACACCAGAUGUAAUUCUUUGAAGCACAGAUUAUUGAUGAUAAUGUAUGAUCGUCUGGACGCAGAUUGCAAGCUUGAUGAAAGACUGGUCAAGGUCGAGAACUCGGCAAACUGGAUCUCCUGCAAAGACUUCGACUUUGAAGUCGUUAACAAGCUCAGCGAACUACAAAAUCGCCAGCGCAUUGUCGCUCAAAGUUUUGCCAGUAUAUUGAAAUCAAUGUACGCAGCUGAACAUAGUUGA
Molecule: messenger RNA, 1671 nt
Organism: Torulaspora delbrueckii
Lineage: Eukaryota; Fungi; Ascomycota; Saccharomycetes; Saccharomycetales; Saccharomycetaceae
Gene: JJJ2
Product: Jjj2p
Exons: 1
Coding region: 1-1671 (556 amino acids)
Biological process (GO): protein refolding
Cellular component (GO): cytoplasm
Source: RefSeq, a predicted model, not a curated record